Molecule: messenger RNA, 2043 nt
Organism: Saccostrea cuccullata (small rock oyster)
Lineage: Eukaryota; Metazoa; Mollusca; Bivalvia; Ostreida; Ostreidae
Exons: 1
Coding region: 75-1823 (582 amino acids)
Molecular function (GO): protein binding; zinc ion binding
Source: RefSeq, a predicted model, not a curated record
AAAUGAAUAAUAAUUUCUUUUUUCUUAAUUUUAGGAGGAUUUUUAACAAGGUGCUUGUAAAUCAAACUUAAUUCAUGGCUAUAGCAUCCGCAACAAAAGGUAUUGCUCUUUUGGAGGACUUAAAGGGAGCUCAAGAUGUAAUAAAAUGUGACCUCUGCGCAAACUCCGUGGAACUUCAAUGCAACAAAUGUGACGUCAAACUAUGUGGACAUUGUGUAUCAAGACAUGUAUCUAAAACCCCAACGACACACGAAAUUGUAACUUUUGUACACCGGAAAUCAGGACCAGUGCUUCCUGUCUGUCAGUUUCACCGAAAUGCAAAAUGCGAGCUAAAAUGUCAAACGUGUAACAUUGCAGUGUGUUCGAAAUGUAUAACGACUUUUCAUAAGUUUCAUGAUUUCGAGGAUUUGAUGGAGGUAUUUAAGUCUAAACUGGAUCUUAUUCAGCAAGAUACAAACGAUUUAGAAAUGGAAUUUGUUCCGAGAUACCAAAAUAUUAUCUCUAGAAUGAAGUUGCGAUUGUCGACUCUUGCUCCUGAAUACCAGAUCUUGAAAUCAGCCAUAAAGAAACAUGGACAGGAAGUACAUCGAAUGGUGGAUGUCGUAAUCAAAAUGUUUGAAGAUGAAGCAGAAAAAAUGGAACAAGAGUCCUUGGCUACACUGAAGAAUCGCAUAUCGGAAUCCACAAGUUUGCUGGAUGAAAUUCAAGAAUUAAUCAAGGAGAACAAAAGGCUUAUGCAAUCAAGCAAUGUUGAACAGGCACUCUUGUAUAAUUCUGAGAUGGAUAGAUUCAGAAAAGUGAAAUCAGAAUUUUGCGUUUCUGUCCCCGAUUUUUGGCGAGUUAAACUCACGAAUGACGAGCUAUGUAAUCUAUUCGGAAGACUAGAGACAAAAGAUGACAAAAAGGAAAGUUCUUUAGAGAAUAAAGAAGAAAAGAAUCCAUCAACAGAAGAAAAAGAAUUUUUGUUGAUGCCAAGGUUGACAGCGACCACAGAGAGCACUUUCGAACACGUUCAGAGGGUGAGUUGUCAUGACACCAGCGAAGCUUGGGUGAGCGGGAACCAGAAAAAUAUAAUACGAAUUGACUUAGACGGAAACGCAAAGGAAGUUGUUUACACAUCCUCGGGAUAUGUCCCCCACGACUUAACAGUCAGUAAACAAGGAGAGCUUCUGUAUUGUGACAGUAUAGAACGAACGGCCAACAUCAUCAAAUCCGACAAAACGAGGGUGAUUUUACGAUAUGAAGGUUGGAGACCGCAGGGAAUUUGUACGACAUCUGAGGAUGGGAUUUUAGUCACUUUGUACAACGACCUAGAAGGACGUAGUAAAGUAAUAAAGUAUGGGAUCAUCAAGCGAAAAGAUGGUGAAAAUCAAGAAAUUUCGUCAUUAGAAGCGCUACAACCAAAACCGGAAAAGGUCAUUCAGUACGAUGAACGAGGGGAAACUCUGUAUAAAUAUGCGACUUUUAUUGCAGAAAAUGCUGUCAACCAUGACAUCUGCGUAUCCGACCAUGGAACCAAUACCGUUGUUGUUGUAAAUCAAGCGGGAAAAUUCAAAUUCACCUACAGCAACCUGAUGUCUCAGCGGAAGUACGAUACGUUCUUUCCAUGUAGCAUCGCUACCGACAGUCAAGGUCACAUCCUUAUAGCCGACGGUGACAAUGACUGUAUUCACGUGAUCGACAAAGAUCGACAGUUUCUCUGCUACAUUGACAACUGUAACUUCUCAGGAGUGUGUGGAAUUGAUGUCGACCCUUCUGAUAACGUCUGGGUCGGAGAAGUCGACACUGGUCGGGUUAAAGUCGUCCAGUACUUGACCGAUUAAUCUAUCACGAUUAGAGCAAAAUAAAGAGACGAAGAUGAUUUAUAUAUUUAUUUCUUUAAAAUACGGCCUUUGCAAAAGAUCUAUCACAUAUAUAUAUACUCAUUACUUCAAAUGCGUAAAAUGACUGAGACAUACUAAUGAAGUGAAUGUUAUCUUAUAGGGGACUUAUGAAAAGGUCUUCUCAUUAAACUGAACUCAAUAAAAAUUCGAGAUUUUUAGA